Molecule: messenger RNA, 2063 nt
Organism: Hydra vulgaris (swiftwater hydra)
Lineage: Eukaryota; Metazoa; Cnidaria; Hydrozoa; Anthoathecata; Hydridae
Source: RefSeq, a predicted model, not a curated record
AUGAAAGAAAUUAAUCGGAAAAAAAAACCAUGCUCCGGUUUUUUGCCGCAAAUGGUUAGAGUCGAUAACAAAAGUUUAUAUGAACCAAAAAUUAUAGCUCAAGAAUUUAACAAAUAUUUCACUCAUAUAGGACCAACACUGUCUGAAAAAAUCCCUAAGACCAAAUCUUUGUUUACUGACUCGCUAGAACUCCUGGCUAAUUACAUUUGUUCAGAUGAGUUAGCUUCCGAAUUAAUGUUUGAUGAGUUUGAAAAAGCCUUUAAAUCUGUUUUAAAAAAUAACACAAUUGCAGCAUAUCAAAUUAAUGGAAACAUGGUACCAAACAAUGCUGUUCCACUUCAACCAGCAAUGAACAACCCUUUUUUCCAACAACCUAUGCAAUCUCAAAACUUUUCUGCCCGAGAAGACAAUUCUGGCUGGACUGUCACUCGACCAACUCCUGCACCGAGACAAGACGUUAAAAAACCGCAACUAAGUACUCAAGAUCCUUUUGCUUUCCUCAAUAAUCAAACUGGUUCUAAAAACUCGUCAGAACCUUAUACUAGUUUUCAGUGGCAAACUAUGGCUGUUACAAGAGCACAGCUGACUUGUCCUGUUUAUGGCAUUCAAUGUGAACUUGCUUCUCACAAGCUUCUGUUAACGAUUUUACACAACAUUAUUUUGUUAAAUUAUAACUUCCCAGGAUUGCCAAGCACAAUAGUUUCUAGAGUUUCUAAAAUUGUGACAGACAUUUGGUUAAAAUCUGACAUUUCAACUGUUACAAUCAAAAGAAGUAUUAAAGCAUCAGUUAGUAUUGCCUCUGAUAUAGAUGCAGAAAAUACUUCCAUUGAUGAGGAAUUUAUUGACACUCAGAGCAAUGCUGGUAACUAUCAAUUGUCAGAUUUCUGUGAUACAGGUAGCAAAUUUGGUGGAAAUAUGAAAUUUCCAACAGUUACUAAAGAAUGUGACAGGUAUGGUGUAUCUGAUGCUGUUGGAACUGCUGAGUUAAUAAUAAAAACCUUGAUAGAGUUAUUCCAAGAAGUUUUUGAUCGUUACAAGAGCGAUAAAGAGGGAAAUCAAAAAGAAUCACAAGAAAAAAACAAUUUACCAGCUGACAAUGUCCAAGAAACAGAAACGUUUGACAAAAAUGAAAUAAAUGAGAAUCAAACUGAAGGAGGUUUGUUGAACUGGGAUACCCUUAAUGAUCAAAUAAAAGUUAUGCAAAAUGAUGUCAAUGAAGAUUCAUCUUUUAUGACAGACUUUCAAGGUCAAAAACAAACAACCAACCCAUUUGAUGAUGACAACUUUGUUUUUAAAACUGAAGAAAACAUAGAUUUGUUUGGAAGUGUUUCUUUAUUUUCAGACACAACUACAGUUAAAACUAAUAAUAAUGCCUCCGAUGACUUAUUUAAUCUAAUAGCUUCUCCUCCCCCUGCUCCUGAAAGACAUUUUUCUGAUGAUUUUUCUGACGGCUCGCUAUUAAUCAGUGAUCCGUUUGCUGAAUUAAAAAAGAACAUUAAUGAACUGCACAAACAAACUAAAUUUCAACAACAACAACCAUUUGGUUACCAAGGCGUGUUUCCUUCGACUCCUGUUGCUUUUCCCCAAUACCAACAGUCUGGGUUUCAAAAUAGUUUAUACCACCAGCCUCAACUAGCAGUAAACAAUCCAUUUGCACCUACUGCAAAGUUUCCUCUUAAUGUUGCUUCUCAUCACCAGGCACCAAACAAUGCUGUUCCACUUCAACCAGCAAUGAACAACCCUUUUUUCCAACAACCUAUGCAAUCUCAAAACUUUUCUGCCCAAGAAGACAAUUCUGGCUGGACUGUCACUCGACCAACUCCUGCACCGAGACAAGACGUUAAAAAACCGCAACUAAGUACUCAAGAUCCUUUUGCUUUCCUAAAUAAUCAAACUGGUUCUAAAAACUCCACUGUCUCCGCUUCGUCUCCGAAACUACUCAAAGAAACCUCGACACCUCGUAACGAUGUGUUUGAUUUGCUAAGCUAACUCAAACUAUGGCGUUAAAGAAAUUUAAAAAAAAUUGUAAUAAAAUGGUUUCUGUCUAAAGUGGUGUUAAUAGU